ACAUCCAUUCUGGUCCAACGCUGAGGCAGGGGGUGUGGUGUUAGAGCUCAGCACUCCCUUGUGCAAGUCUGAGGAAGAGGAGAGAGCGGGACAGGGGUACUGAACAUCGAGGGGAAACGCAAGUCUUCAUCACCUGCCGCAAACAGCUGCUGCUGUGUCCCCUAAAGACACCGACAGAACCCAGUGAACAGUCCCAUACAGUAUACUGGACAUGGAGGCGGGACCUGAUGAGAGAGCAGUGGCGGCUGCGUCUGCCAACGAGGCCUCUGAGACGACCCCCAGCGACACGUCGUCAGGCACACUGACCAGUCAGCAGCUAGCUGCUAUUGAGGAUGAAGAAGUCCUGAAUAAACUGUUGGAUAAGGCUGUGGAUUUUGAUGAAAGGCGAAUGAUCCGCGCUGCAUUGAGGGACCUGCUCAAGAAGAAGAGAGAGAAGCGAGAGAAAGAGCGGGGGUCACGGCAAGAUGACCUGAGACAGCAGGCUUUGAGUAAAGCAGGCACAGGACGAAUGGGAAUGAACAGGGGCCAGACCAGCAAUCACCAGCCUAAAUCUCACAUGCACAGCCAAUUUCCUGCGUCAACCACCAGCUCCUUGUCUAAGACAACUAGCAGCAUGGCCAACCCAGCUAUCGCAACAGCCCAUCAGUCUUCCCCUGUCGCUGCAGCACCCAACAUGAAAAAUGUCAAGCAGAUGUUACUGGAUUGGUGCAGGGCCAAAACCGAACCAUAUGAGGGGGUGGAAAUCCACAACUUCUCCUCCAGUUGGAGUGAUGGCAUAGCGUUCUGUGCGCUGGUGCACAGGUUCUUCCCAGAUGCAUUUGAGUACUCCAUCCUCAACCCCAACGCACGCAAGGACAACUUUGAGCUGGCCUUCAGCACUGCAGAGAGGCUGGCAGAUUGCCCCCCUCUGCUGGACGUUGAAGACUUGCUGCGGAUGCGUGAGCCUGACUGGAAGUGUGUGUACACAUACAUCCAGGAGUUCUACCGAUGUCUGGUGGAGAAAGGCCUAGUUAAAACUAAAAAAAAACUCUAAAUACAAUGUUUCACAGUAUACUCAAAUACAUGUUGCGUCCACGUGCCAUGGGGAGGGGAUAUAAAAGUUUGCAAUUUGCUGCAGCAGCUUGUAAGCUCAUUGCUGGGAUUUUGAUUAUUUGUGUGUCUUUUUUUUUAUUGUUUUGUGUGAGCUUACACUUAUCUGUGUAUGUUUUCAGAAGACAGCUGGUACUUAGGAUCUGUACAUUCCACUGAGAUUACACAUCUACAUUAUUCUCAGUCAGAGCCAUAGGGAAUCUGAAUGGCUUUUUGGGGUGCUGAGGUGCUGUGCCCUGACUAUCAUGCCUUUGUGUGUGUAGGCUAUGUAUGGAUUAAAGAUACUGUGCAUGAGGUCAAAUACACUGCUCAAAAAAAUAAAGGGAACACUAAAAUAACACAUCCUAGAUCUGAAUGAAUUAAAUAUUCUUAUUAAAUACUUUUUUCUUUACAUAGUUGAAUGUGCUGACAACAAAAUCACACACAUUAUCAAUGGAAAUCAAAUUUAUCAACCCAUGGAGGUCUGGAUUUGGAGUCACACUCAAAAUUAAAGUGGAAAACCACACUACAGGCUGAUCCAACUUUGAUGUAACGUCCUUAAAACAAGUAAAAAUGAGGCUCAGUAGUGUGUGUGGCCUCCACGUGCCUGUAUGACCUCCCUACAACGCCUGGGCAUGCUCCUGAUGAGGUGGCGGAUGGUCUCCUGAGGGAUCUCCUCCCAGACCUGGACUAAAGCAUCCGCCAACUCCUGGACAGUCUGUGGUGCAACGUGGCGUUGGUGGAUGGAGCGAGACAUGAUGUCCCAGAUGUGCUCAAUUGGAUUCAGGUCUGGGGAACGGGCUGGCCAGUCCAUAGCAUCAAUGCCUUCCUCUUGCAGGAACUGCUGACACACUCCAGCCACAUGAGGUCUAGCAUUGUCUUGCAUUAGGAGGAACCCAGGGCCAACCGCACCAGCGUAUGGUCUCACAAGGGGUCUGAGGAUCUCAUCUCGGUACCUAAUGGCAGUCAGGCUACCUCUGGCGAGCACAUGGAGGGCUGUGCGGUCCCCCAAAGAAAUGCAACCCCACACCAUGACUGACCCACCACCAAACCGGUCAUGCUGGAGGAUGUUGCAGGCAGCAGAACGUUCUCCACGGCAUCUCCAUACUCUGUCACGUGCUCAGUGUGAACCUGCUUUCAUCUGUGAAGAGCACAGGGCGCCAGUGGCGAAUUUGCCAAUCUUGGUGUUCUCUGGCAAAUGCCAAACGUCCUGCACGGUGUUGGGCUGUAAGCACAACCCCCACCUGUGGACGUUGGGCCCUCAUACCACCGUCAUGGAGUCUGUUUCUGACCGUUUGAGCAGACACAUGCACAUUUGUGGCCUGCUGGAGGUCAUUUUGCAGGGCUCUGGUAGUGCUCCUCCUGCUCCUCCUUGCACAAAGGCGGGGGUAGCAGUCCUGCUGCUGGGUUGUUGCCCUCCUACGGCCUCCUCCACGUCUCCUGAUGUACUGGCCUGUCUCCUGGUAGCGCCUCCAUGCUCUGGACACUACGCUGACAGACACAGCAAACCUUCUUGCCACAGCUCGCAUUGAUGUCCCAUCCUGGAUGAGCUGCACUACCUGAGCCACUUGUGUGGGUUGUAGACUCAGUCUCAUGCUACCACUAGAGUGAAAGCACCGCCAGCAUUCAAAAGGGACCAAAACAUCAGCCGGGAAGCAUAGGAACUGAGAAGUGGUCUGUGGUCCCCACCUGCAGAACCACUCCUUUAUUGGGGGUGUCUUGCUAAUUGCCUAUAAUUUCCACCUGUUGUCUAUUCCAUUUGCACAACAGCAUGUGACAUUUAUUGUCAAUCAGUGUUGCUUCAUCAGUGGACCGUUUGAUUUCACAGAAGUGUGAUUGACUUGGAGUUACAUUGUUGUUGAAGUGUUCCCUUUAUUUUUUUUGAGCAGUGUAUAAUGUGAAUGAUUUGAUUUGUGAACAUUUAUUUGGUUCUGAUCACAUUUUAGAGUAGGCCUAGCCUACCACAUUUCUAUUAUGGGGAACCCAUACCAUUUUCAGCCUGAAAGCCUGAUGCCCAAUCAUUACCGUGUUUGGUAACUGUCAAAAAAUGGCAAAUAUCACAGUAAAACUGAUUAAUUCUAAACUACUCGGGACCACCAUGUGCUCAGGAACAGACUAGAAUCAUACUAUAUAAAACACCGAGUUGCAAUAUCUUUAUUUUCAUUGUGAAUGGGUUGGGGGGUGCAAAAAUGGGGGAGGGUUUUGUUUUGGGGAGAGUUAUGUGUUUUUUUAUUGGGCACAGGGGAGGGUAAUUUACUCUUCUGCUUGCAUGCACCUCCUCCAGCAAGGUAGUUUGGUACUUCUCCGUCAGCUAACUAUACCACAGGUUAAUAUAGUCUACAAGUCUAACUGUAUAUCCUGCCCUCGAUCUACCAUUCAUAGUGACAAUAGUGUUAGGUGGAUCGUUUGUCCUGAUCUGCAAUAGGUUAACUAGCCAAACAUACAAAUAUUCAAAGCUGCAUACAUUUUCAAUAUAAAUCCACAAGAACAAGGAGGAAUAGCUGAUUGGCAGUGAAGAGGUCAGGUGUGUCAUUGUGUAUGAAAGAACAGUGAAGACAUGAAACAUGCAGCUCAAAAGCGCCCCUGUUGAUCUUGUUGAGGGACAAUAAAAGUAACUAGUGCAGCCUAGAAUGCUACAAUGCAAUGAAUAAUUGUAUUAUGGUGAGUGCAGGUGAGUUCAAAAGUCUACUCUAAGCUGUAAACUGCAGUAAAAAUAUAAUUUGAAUAAUGGCACAACGCCCUGUGAUUUGACUGUGUUAUGCCAUUCAUUCCAUUUGGAUCAGUUGUGGGUGUACCCUCGACAGUUUAUAAGGUCUAUAAAGGGACAGUAGCAGGCCAGUUUGGCUGUAUUUGGAUUUUGUGAUACUGAAAUGCAUUGUCUGUUGCAAAUCAUCAUUCUCCCAACAAGUCGUCCUAUAAUAAUGUGUUUACUUAUCCUCCCAGAAGGCCCAGUUAUUCAGUAAAGCUUAAAGGCCCAGUGCCGUCAAAAUCUAGAUUUCCCUGUGUUUUAUGUAUAUUUGCACACUGAGGUUUGAAUAAUACUGUGAAAUUGUGAAAAUGAUUUAUAAUUCUCUAUUAGUGCAUGUGUGACAGUAUAAAGUUAAACCGUCCCCUCGCCCAUACCCGGGCGCGAACCAGGGACUCUCUGCACACAUCAACAACAGUCAAGUGAUGUCACCGAAUGAAACGCUAUUUAGCGCACACUGCUAACUAAGCUAGCCGUUUCACAUCGGUUACACUCACCCCCCUUUUGACCUUCCUCCUUUUUUCCCCUGCAGCAACCAGUGAUCCGGGUCACGGCACCAAUGUGACAGUAUAAAUUUAAACCGUCCCCUCACCCAUACCCGGGCGCGAAUCAGGGACUCUCUGCACACAUCAACAACAGUCACCCUUGAAGCGUCGUUACCCAUCGCUCCACAAAAGCCGCGGCCCUUGCAGAGCAAGGGGAACCACUACUUCAAGGUCUCAGAGCAAGUGACGUCACCGAUUGAAACGCUAUUUAGUGCACACCGCUAACUAAGCUAGCCGUUUCACAUUGGUUACACAUGAGCUGUUUUAAAAGGCGGACUGACAUUUCAGCCAGUUUUGGCCUGCCUGGUGACACUCAGAUCACUACCAGACAGUCCUAGCAAAAUUCUUGCUUGACAAAUUGCUCUUUGCAAAGAAGCUGUUUAAACUUAUUUUUUUUACAGUUUUUAUUGAAAACUAUCACAGUAAGGUACUUAAAUUAUUUGACAUUGAAGUAGAAAGGACUGCAUUGGAUCUUUAUAGGAAAAUAUCACUCUUGGUAUUUGUUUCAUUAGUCCAGUAUUGAUAGUCUCACAUUGUUUUGGUUAUCAGCAAUCAAUAUUCUAGAUAUAGAACUUUCAAAAUACAGAAAGUUCUAAACGCAUCAUACUGUGACACUAAUGAAACAAAUACUUAAAGUUUUUGAGUGGAAUUUUCCUUUAAUCAGGCUCUUGCCUCCUCUGAGGCAAUUCCUUGAGCACCUUAGAACCUAAAUAUUCAAUACAGCCUAAGUAUUUGUCAUUUCACAUUUAAAACGUAUUACCUUUUAUGUGUGGCAUAAACACAACCAGUAACCAUGUUUUAAUCUGAUUAGGCUACUUCAAAAGUGUCCUGUAGGUUACCUGCGCACUUUUGUCCAAAAUAUAAUUCCAGCAGCCAAACGUCAUUUGAUGAAUGGAAAUGGACAUCUGUUACAAAACACCAAAAAAAUGUAUGACGUCAAGAGAUUGUCAAACCAAGCCUUUGAUACUGGGUACAAGGGAGGGAUGUAGUUUCUGUUUGUUGAAAUUUACAUAGUCUAUUUGAUUGUAUUGGUGGUGAAAACGCAAACAAUUAUGUUGAAGUGCCCGAAGUCCGCAUGCUUUGCUUAUUGGUUGUGUGGUGCAUUGUCACAAAAACCUGUUGGUGGACAAUUUGUUGCAUAUAUUUUAUAUAAUUAUAAA
Messenger RNA from Oncorhynchus masou masou (cherry salmon), 5519 nucleotides. Its product is annotated as smoothelin-like. Gene Ontology annotation, cellular component: filamentous actin; microtubule organizing center. Gene Ontology annotation, biological process: actin cytoskeleton organization. The coding region runs from base 212 to 1033 and encodes 273 amino acids. The transcript is spliced from 8 exons. Lineage: Eukaryota; Metazoa; Chordata; Actinopteri; Salmoniformes; Salmonidae. Gene Ontology annotation, molecular function: protein binding. The record is from RefSeq and is a predicted model, not a curated record.